Prunus mume (Japanese apricot) is the source of this 2845-nucleotide messenger RNA. Its product is annotated as anoctamin-like protein. Gene Ontology annotation, molecular function: chloride channel activity. NCBI's taxonomy places the organism in Eukaryota, Viridiplantae, Streptophyta, Magnoliopsida, Rosales, Rosaceae. The record is from RefSeq and is a predicted model, not a curated record. Gene Ontology annotation, biological process: chloride transmembrane transport.
AAAAAGUAAGAUAAACAAUCGUUGAAGAGUUCUCGAGUCUUGACAGACACAUCCCCUCACCUAUAAGGAAAUGAAUGUGCUUGAGGAGGAACAAACUGCUUUUGAGAUUGGGGUUGUGGUUCCAAAGAGAGAUGUGAAGGAAGAAGAUAAAGCUUCUGACUGUGUGGAGGUGUUGGUAGAUGAGUUUAGAAAUUUGGGUUUGGUAGUUGAGAGAGUGCAUGGCGUUGUUGAUGAGUUUAUCAAGUUGGCAGCACCUUUGGAAACACUGGGGAGGGCUGCAGCUGAAUUGCAUAUUAAAAAACGAACUCCUAUUGGGAUGGAUUUAGAAUUUGAAUGGGAGGAGGUUGAUGCUUUUGAGAGACAGCCUGAUGGUUCUUUGUUCAGUUGGUGUGAGCGUUUUCGCUGCUAUAGGCACUUAAUAUAUGGAAUUAUUAACAAGAGUCAGUCAAGUGUAACAUUAAGAUUUGACGGCAAAGAAUUCCAAUGGGAAGUCGGGGAGUUUUUACUUCAGAAAUUGGAGUCAGAGAGGAUCGUCAAAGAAGUGUUUCCUUUGCAUGAUGAAAUAAAAAGGAAGGAGCUCCUUCAGACGUGGGCACUACACUGGUGGGACUUCACAAACCAGCCAAUAGAUGAGAUUUAUUCCUAUUUUGGAACAAAAAUUGCCAUCUAUUUUGCUUUCCUUGGAAUGUACACUCGGUGGCUGCUCUUUCCAGCUGCAUUUGGGCUUAUUUUGCACAUGUUUGAUUUUGGGUCAUUGCAGUUACUGGUGCUCCCCAUUUUCUUCAUAAGCAUAAUAUUGUGGGCUAUAAUGUUUUCCCAGUUCUGGAAACGUAAAAACAAUGCCCUUUUAGCCAGAUGGAAGAUUCGUUACCCAAUUAGAGCUGACCUGGGAUAUAGGCAGGGCAUGGAGUGGAGUUCCUCACAGUCUCUUGAAAUCGCAAAAAAAUGGGGGACUGACAAAGCUAAAGAGAAAGAAAUGUUCCAAAGAAUUGAGUGGUUUGGACGACUCAUGAGAUUCCGAAAUGAUGCUAUCAUUAUCUUCAGUAUUAUAUGCCUCCAGUUACCGUUUGAACUAGCGUAUGCUCAUAUUUACGAGGUUAUUGGGUCUGAUAUUAUGAAGUUUGGGUUGACUACCAUUUAUCUUUUUGCCAUUCAGUUCCUUACACAGAUUGGGGGCAAGAUCUCCGUCAAGCUCAUUAAGUAUGAAAAUAAUGAAAACACAGAAAAAAAAGCUGACAGCUUGGUCUACAAGGUGUUUGGUCUUUAUUUCAUGCAGUCAUAUAUAGGAGUUUUCUACCAUGCCCUUUUGCACCGCAACUUUUCAACACUCCGCAAAGUCUUGAUUCAACGCCUCCUUGUGUCUCAGGUGUUGGAAAACUUGUUGGAAAAUACUUUGCCAUAUCUCAAGUACAGUUACAAGAAAUAUAGAGUUCGAAGCAAGAAAAAAAGUGAAAAAGGUUCAUCAACUGGGAAGAUCCAGUUUGCUUCUAGGGUAGAAAAAGAGUACCUGAAGCCUUCUUAUUCCGCAAGCAUUGGCAUGGAACUUGAAGAUGGGUUGUUUGAUGACUUUCUGGAGGUUGCAUUGCAGUUUGGAAUGAUAAUGAUGUUUGCUUGCGCAUUCCCCCUUGCUUUUGCUUUUGCAGCUUUGAACAACAUCACCGAAAUUAGGGCGGAUGCAUUGAAGCUUCUUGCCAUGUUGAGAAGACCAACUCCUCGUUUUUCCACAACAAUUGGAGCUUGGCUGAACAUAUUUCAGUUUCUCGUCGUUAUGUCUAUAUGCACCAACUGUGCGCUUCUAGUAUGGUUAUAUGAUGAAGAGGGCAAAUGGAAGAUAGAGCCUGGCCUGGCUGCAAUUCUGGUUAUGGAACAUGUCCUCUUGUUGAUUAAGUUUGGAUUCUCCCGCUUUGUUCCCGAGGAACCGGCUUGGGUGAAGGCUGACCGUGUGAAAGAUGCAACAACGGCUGAGAACAUGUGCUCUAAACAGCUUUUGAGGAGCAUUUCUGGUGAGAGGGCAACAUUUGGUGAACUUAAAAAGUCACAAUAAGGUCAGGGAGUUGAGGUUUUAUCAUUGCUGUCUUCUUAUUAGUUAGAAACUAAGCCACAAAUAGGCUUUCUAGAGUUGAGCUGCAGUAGCACAAAAAUUUUGGUUUCGUUUUUGUUUGUUCUUUUGGUGGGUUGUAAUGGUUUUGUAAGUAGAUGUAUAGUACUGGCUAUAAUUUCUUUUUCCUUGGAUGGUUUAAAUUCCAAUUUCAACUAAAUAUAACAGAAAUGUGCAAAAAAAUUGUUUUUGCUUUUUGUGAGUAUUAACAAAGGGCGCAUUUACAUGCAAGGACCAAUCAAUCUAUCAUUUCUUGAUCUCCUAUGUACGUUUAUCAGCAUGGAAAAUUGAGUUGCAAUUCAAGUAACUCCAUCAUUUUGAUCUUCACUAUGUUCAAAGCACAACUACUUCCAUUAGGCACUUACAGUUAGGCGUGUGAUCGGUCAGCCACGAGUGCCUCCGAAGCGGCCGCUGACUUGGCGGGCGUAAGCAACAACAGCCUUAGCCCACCUCCUGAUCCCAGACUUCAACUUCUCCGAAUCCAUGUCCUUGAGUGAUUUUCCUUGUUCUGUUGAAAUUUCCAUGAAAGAAAAACAUCGAUCAAACCGCCCGCGCUUUGCUGUAACUACAUCACCGCCGUUCCCACCAUUGUUUAGAGAAUAACUCUUCUUAGUCUUCUUCGUAGAUGCACCACCCUUCCCAGCUCCGCCAUCGUUGAGAGAGAGACUCUUCUUGACAGACAUGGUUUCUGGGUUUGGUUGGCUGAGAAAUGAAUGGUUGAAAAGUGAUGCAAUAGUUGCUAGAAAA